GUGAUCAUCUCGAACAUCCACAAUCUUUGAGGCGCCACGACGACAGGAUUACAUCCGGGUUACUGUCGUGACCUUGGUUGGUUGUUCAUCAUGGCGGCCGUCAUCAGGUUGAGUUCUGUGUGCCGCAGAGGAAUUAAACCUCUGUUCUACCAAAGCACGUUGCUGGUCAGGCCGCUGGCUGUGCCCCACAAACACCAGGAGCAGCCCUACCUGCUGACAGCGAGGAUUCAUUCGUCACAGAAUCUGCAGGCGAGCUCCAACUCCAAAGCGGCCUCUCUGCACUGGACGGCAGAGCGAAUGCUGAGCGUGCUGCUGCUGGCCAUGGGCCCUGUCGCUUAUUUCAACCCUGGUCCUGUCAUCGAUUACUCUCUGGCUGCUGCCUUGACCCUUCACGGACACUGGGGUCUCGGGCAGGUGUUGACAGACUACGUUCACGGGGACACAAAGAUCAAGAUGGCCAACGCAGCUCUCUUCCUCCUGUCCACGAUCACCUUCACUGGUCUUUGUUACUUCAACUACAACGACGUGGGCAUAUGCAAAGCUGUCGCCCUGCUCUGGAGCAAGUGAAUAUGACUGUGGGCCGGGACGCUCAGGAAGACCGAAACGCUGGUCCUGGCUGCGUGUUUAACAAAAGAAAUCAGUGUGUUCUCUGUAAAUAUCAUUUUGACAAUAUUUCAUUGAUUCAAAAGUGUUUGUGUUCAUUGAUUCAAGCUUUGUCUUUGUUUUCAUUGAUUGGGCUGUUCCUGAGUAACUGUGGGCUAAAUUUAAGCUACAAACACGUUUUAACAACACAGCCAUGACUUGAUCAAGUCUUAUAGAAUACAGCUGUCUAAGCUCUCGUUCAUUCUUUGUCGUUUGUGUCCUUUGUGUGGCUGAUCUCUUAAACAUGUUUACUUCCAGUGUGUGCAUGCUGCCUUUUCUCUUACACCCAUCAUCAGCAGCAGCACACUAACCCCUGUUUGGAAAAACCAUUUCCAUGCCCCACUUCCUGUUUUAGUCUCAUUGUGACCAGGAUGUCCCUGCAAUGCUGCGGCUAUACAGAGAGCAGUGGCCUCUGCUGUAGGAACAGACAGCUUAUAUGAUCUCAUACCCUUAUAUAAAGGUUUAUUAAUGCUCUGCUUGAAGGUUUAAUAAAGGUCAGACCGGCUAAAUCUUAAAUUCAACCAAACCAGUGAUGCUAACCCUGCCUGUGCAUGUCCAGCUGACUGGGUGUGAAAUUAUGAGCUCCAAACUUCCAUCAUGUUCCUGCCUCGGAGGUAUUUUAACCUUUGAGGCAGGAACAGGACACGACUGCGUCUCUAUGGGGUCAUGUUAUACUUUGUAUGUGAAUCAGUUUCUGCUGCAAUCUGCACAUUUCAAAGAAACAAAAAUGCUUUAAAAUAAAUCAUGUUUAUUUUGAUCAA
Molecule: messenger RNA, 1403 nt
Organism: Oreochromis aureus
Lineage: Eukaryota; Metazoa; Chordata; Actinopteri; Cichliformes; Cichlidae
Product: succinate dehydrogenase [ubiquinone] cytochrome b small subunit B, mitochondrial-like
Exons: 4
Coding region: 91-567 (158 amino acids)
Biological process (GO): mitochondrial electron transport, succinate to ubiquinone; tricarboxylic acid cycle
Cellular component (GO): mitochondrial envelope; membrane
Molecular function (GO): ubiquinone binding; heme binding
Source: RefSeq, a predicted model, not a curated record